Molecule: messenger RNA, 6454 nt
Organism: Solenopsis invicta (red fire ant)
Lineage: Eukaryota; Metazoa; Arthropoda; Insecta; Hymenoptera; Formicidae
Product: receptor-type tyrosine-protein phosphatase F-like
Exons: 31
Coding region: 502-6198 (1898 amino acids)
Biological process (GO): protein dephosphorylation
Molecular function (GO): protein tyrosine phosphatase activity; protein binding
Source: RefSeq, a predicted model, not a curated record
AAGUAGCUGACAGCACUGUUCUAAGCUAAUCAAAAUCGGAGGGGAACAGCUCUAUCACUUUCCUUUGAGUGAGAUAACUUGAAGUGGGGACACAAAACUUCAUGUUAUCUUAGUCUGUUAUCGCGAACUUUCUUUUCAUCGGUUUUAGACUAACAUUACUGUUACGGAAUCUUGGUAGUAUAAAAACGGACACAGUGCAAAACGUUUCUACACAAAUUUAAUGCUGUAUUACUUCAUUAUUAAGCCGUGUAGUGUAAAAUGCUGUCUUCACAUACAUGAGUGUGAUUCGUAUAUACGUGUUUAUGUCUUCGCAUACAUAUGUAAACGUCUUCUUAAACAAAACUGUUUUAUUAGAAUCAAAUUGGCAAUAAACUUUUUUAAAUUAAAAAGUAACUAAACUGAAAGUAAUCUAAACUAAUUAAUUAUAUAUGGUCUGUCAUGUUGAACCAUUUAUUUUUAUUUUAAUAAUCAUUAAUCUUACAAAUAUUUCAAACGUUGACAAUGAAAAAAAUGGAGAUGGACGUAUUAAUGUUUCUUAUCUUUGUGAGCCAAGUAUUACUUAUUUUUGGAAACGUAAUUUUAAUGCAGAAUUUCUUCCCAUUAAAAAAUAAGAAGAAAUUCAUAUGUGUCUCUGAAAAUGAUGGCAGUGCUCUUGUAUGGAAUCGUCAGCCGUCAACUCAGAAAUUUUUCGAGGACGAGGAGAGAUUCAAUAUUUAUGAGUCUAAUGGAUUUAAAAAGAAUGAUAUAAUGUGUGAGAUGAAUGCAAAUAAAGGAUGCUUAGAGUCAUGGAUUAAACGAGACUGGAAUCUUACAAAUUCUUUAUUAACACCUAUGGGUCCAGUAUUUGAUCAACGGUGGGAAGAAUUUCAACAGAACGUAACUUCUUACCCUAAUGGAUUCUAUAAAGUUCUUAGAACUAAUUUUAGUAACGAAAUAAAGCUUUCUUUUUCCAUUCGUGCGGUUUACGACGUUGAUAUAUUAAUUUGCAACGGCGAGGAUAUUUACAGAGAUUCUUGCUAUUGGAUCAUAUUAAAUAUUGAAGACUAUACACAAUCUGAAAUUCAAAAAUGUGUAACAGAAGUCCCCGGAUUCAAUAAAUCUAAGGAUUAUCCUGAGAAAGAUUCAAAAUGUUAUAAUCCAGAAUCAGACAAUAACUCAGCGUUUGAAUAUAUAUGGCAAACGUUUGUUAUUACAUGGAACUUUGACAUGGGAAAAGUAAAUCUGUAUGAUACUGAUAAGAUCAUUUUGACAUAUAAAGACGAGAAAAGGCAAUUACGCUCAGACAAUAAUUAUUACGUGUUCAUUAGAAAUGAUAGGUCGAAAAUGGUAGAAGCGCGAUUUCAUAUAUAUGACUUUUUGCAUACGACUGUUGAGAAUGCAACUUUAACGAGUCCAGUUUUUCAAGUUUAUGAUGAAGUGAUAUGUGUACAACUAUUAAUUGGCCUUUGCGUUGAAUGCGAUGCACAAAUAAUAUUGCGUGAUUCCACGAACAAUGCAAUGUUAGCAAUGGCAAUAGUAAAAGGCUCAACAAAAAAAGCGGAUCAUGUCUUACCUAUGUGGCAAUCUGUCACUAUCAAGAAUAAUUCGAUCAACUAUAGUAAUUAUAGUGUGAUUAUCCAAUUAAUUCCUAAACUCAAUAAUCGUAACUUCAAUCCGCUGUGGGCGAUAGCAAAUGUUCGCCAGUGUCCUCUAAAUGAAACCUUGAGGAAAAAUGUUAUAACUUUUAAAAAUUAUGACGAAUUUGUCGAGGAGCAAAACGUGAUGUGUCAAAAAUUAUUUUAUAAUGAACAUGCUGUCGUGAGUUCUACAUCAUACAUGAAAUCAGAUAUAAAUCUUGAUGCGUCAAGAAAAUGCGUCUGUCCUCUAGGAAAAAUUGGACCAAAGUGCUUAGUUUCUUGUAAAGAUGAUCUGUAUAAUGACUAUGAUUGCAGCGGAAUUCAAAUUUGUUACGAAGAUGGUUGCAUGUGUGAUGCAGGUUUUACGGGGGAAGAAUGUUUAGACUCUUGUGAUUCAAAUACAUACAGUUAUAAUUGCAAGAAAACAUGUGGCUCAUGUCUCUAUAACGAAACACUAUCUGGCAAUCGGUGCGAUACAAGAACUGGGAAUUGCAAUAACGGAUGUAAUAAUAUUAAUACAGAAUUUUACAUUCCACCUUUAUGUCAAACAAGCAUCCAGAAGCCAAAUGCACCUACACUCAUCUCAAUAAAUGAAACAACUAUUUGGGCCAAUGUUUCUGUAACAUGGAAAGGCGAAUACGAAGAAAUAUCGAUUCUUUAUUCUUUUGUCAUUCAAGAACAUAAUAAAAAUGUUCAACAAUCAUGGAACGAGUUAUUUCGAAAUAUGACACAAGUGACAAAAUAUUUUGAAAACAUGGAACCUGGUUUUACUUAUCAUAUUCGUCUAAACUUAAAUAUUUCAGGUGUACAAAUACACAGUGAUUGGCAACUAGUUGAGACUAAAUGCAAUCCGGCUGAAAAUUUCGAUAUAAAACCAGAAGAACAUAACACAAUAAUUGAUUUGCGAAACAUCCCAAAUCAAAUAUAUUCAUGUCCGGCAAAGUGGUACUAUCUGGUAAUUCACAAGAUAGAUAAGAAUGAAGAAGUCGUUUCUACAAUAGUUUCAUCUUUUCUAUAUAAGUUUCAACCUUUAUCAUCAAACACUUCUUUUAAUGUGAUUAUAUCUCAUGAAAAUCACACGUUAUUUUCCACGAAAAUUCGUACGUUCGAUGGCGUUACGUACGAUUCAGAUUACAAUUACAUAGCCAAAUAUAAAGGUAUAUUGUCGGCUACACAACUCGCCCUGAUUUGGAAGCCAUCAAGUACAGGAGAAAUAGUAGCAUAUGAAAUAAACUUAAAGGUUAAUGAAUACUAUGGCUGUAGAAACUUAAACUUACCUACGCCGGAUAAUCCCAUUAUUAAAAUGUCCACAACAGAGCCAGCAAUCACAAUUCAGGAUUUACAUCCGUACACAUCUUAUAGUGUGGAGGUUAUAGCUCAUCACUCACAUCAUUUCAUCUCAAUUGUAAAGACAAUCUUUACAACAAAACCAACUGAGAUACCAUCAGAAGUAUUUAGUCAGUUGAGAGUAGAAAACUGGGAAUUAUUGUGGAAUCCACCCAAAAAUUGUAUGACAAUUUCGGGACCACUAAUGGCAAAAAUAGUAAUACAGGGUAUUAGUGACGCUGUUAAAGAUUUCAAUACGAUCAAAUAUAGUAAUUCCUAUAAAAUCAAUUUGAAUGAAUUAUAUCCAAAAUUAAACGGUCUCGAACGAUACUUAGCAACACUUUACGUAGUGAGAAACGACGGAAAGAAAAAUACCACCGCUUAUCAAAAGUUGGAGUUUGAAACUCCACCAGCAGCUCCACACAAAGUAAGAAAUUUAGAGAUUGUCGAAAUUGAUACUCGUCAAAUCAUGAGGGCCAUGAUACACCUGCGAUGGCAAAGUCCAAGUCCAACACACAACGGAAAGUUACGUAAUUACGGUGUUCGGUUGAAUAAAUGGUCUGAAAGCUGUUGCCCAAUUAUUGAAGUUCCAUUGAAUGGAACAUGUGAAUUAUGGGAUGAUUAUAUAUGUACAGUUAUAGAAAAAAACAUAACUCUACGAUACUCUACGAUUUUUGAUGAAAUUAAGGUUUUUGCAUACAACGUGAACGUCACUGUGCCAGGAGAAAUAGAUGUCAUAAUGCCUAAUGAAACACCGAAUACAACGCCGGACGCACCUAGGAAUUAUGCUUUUACGAUCAGCAAUAACAGUGUGAUUGAUUUAAAUUGGCUUCAUCCUUGGAAGACAGGUCGUCAUCUGGAGUUUUUUAGAAUUCAAAUACAAGUAAUCUCCUCAAAUCUGAGAAGACGCUUUUCUCAAUCGUUCAAGAACGAAACAAUAGAAUAUCCAGUGAUACAAUACAUGCGUAAAUACAGCAAACGAUUGUAUUUGUUCCCAUCAACACGAUACAAGAUCCAUAUUCAGGCUGUAACAGUUGAAAAUAAAUCUAGCAGCACAAAGUUCGUGGAAAUCAAUACACCUUCAGCCAUAGUUUUUGAUGGUACUCUUGAGAGCAUAAGAGAUGAUUCAAUUUCCACGAUAUUAUUAAAGAUACCAUCAGUUUCAAACGAUACUCAAAACAGUAUGAUGCACAUCAUAGUAAAAGGGUCUAAUAAUACUUGCAAACAAUUGUCUGAAAUAUCAGAGAAUUUACGAGCGCUAGCAAGCGUGAAGACAAAUGAAACGGCUUGGAAAGUUGCUGAAGUUUCGACAAAAGAGUUAGCUGGUGGACAAUUCAGGGUUGGCGACAAUAAAACUUACGGCAAUGGAAUCAAUUGCCCAUUAAAACCUGAUUUUUAUGAGAUAAUAGUUAUCAUAACCGAACAAAAUUUAAUUAUGACUUCAAAAUCGAUCACUGUUGCAUUGAUCGAUAAUGUUCCACCGAUGCAUUAUGAAGCGUGGCUAAUUACCGUACCCAUUAUAUUAUUCUUCAUCCUGACAGCAACAGCAUAUUAUUUGUACCGAAGAAAAAGACAACAACGAAAUGAAGAACAAAAGAACAAUGGAACAGAAUUAAUGGAAAAUUCGCAUCAUUAUGAAAGUAUAUCUUCGGUGCGAGCAAGUAAUCCAGCGUUGGUAAUUCCGACCACGCAAGACAAAGAAGAGGAGACGGAAGUGGUAUCAUUGAUAAAGGUGGAAGAUUUUGAGAAAUAUGUCAAACAAGCGAUACAGUCAGGAUUACUGGAUAAGCAAUACAAAGCGACAAAACAGGUGAUGAAGAAAUAUACGGAUGACACUUCCUCCGAUUACAUUAACGCUACAUACAUCACCGGUUAUAAAGAAGAGAUACGUUAUAUAGCGAUACAAGAACCUGAAUCAAAUACUGUCACCGAUUUCUGGCGUAUGAUUUGGCAGGAAAACGUUCUUAUUAUUUGUAUGUUGAAAAACGUAAUCGAAAAUGGAACGACAAACUGCGAGCAAUAUUGGCCAGAUAUUGACAAGAAGAUGAAAUACGGUGACAUUACUGUAUUAAACGAAAAGCAAAAUAUUUUCGCUUAUUACUCUUUUAGAACAUUCCAAGUGACUUAUGGAGAGGAAACUCGAAAGAUAGAACAUUUACAUUACAUGGCUUGGCCUGACUAUGACGUGCCAUUAAAUACACAUUCAGUUGUCACAUAUUUAAAGAAAUUGUUAGCGUUAUCACCAAGAGAUGGAUCCGUGGUAGUUCAUUACAGUGGCGUUGAAAAAACAGGGAUUAUCAUUUUGUGCGACAUUUGUCUCCGCCGAGCAAAGGCCGAGGAGGUAGUCGAUGUUCUCGAAGUAACGGAAUUCAUUAGAAGCAAACGAGAUAACAUGAUUAAUAUGCAGCAAUAUCUCUUUGCGCAUAUGGUGUUAGUAGAAUGUUUGUUUCUCAUUCCAACUACAGUCCCUUGUAAUGAAAUGUUAAUUACGCGAAUCAAAGAAUUGAAAGAACAAUCACCGGCUCUUCAGCAAAGAUUACAGGACACUGCAUGGCAAGAUAAAAUACUACGACAAGAUAAAAUCAGUACAGUAUAUUUGAAGAAAUACCCGGCAUCGGACAAAGACAGCGAUUAUCUAUAUGUUGUUUAUGUAGACGGAGUAAAACUUCAGAAUCACUAUCUAGCUACACAGCUUCCCAUACAAUCGACGAUUAAAACAUUCUGGCGAAUGAUUGCCGACUACAAGGUUGAACUUAUUCUCAUGCUACAACCGCCAGAUUUGCAGGAUCCUGCUUGUUGUGAGAUCGCUCCUACAAGCGGUGAAUUUAAACUAAUCCCAUAUUUGCAUAUUACUGCAAAAGAAAUCGUGAAAGAAAAAUAUUAUACAUCACAAAAAUUAUUGCUCGUUGAUAAUUCCGAGGAACCUCCAAGAAAACAAUAUGUGACUAUAAUGUGUUUAACGGAAUGGAAACCUGGAAGAAAUCAACCACUGCCCCCAGUUGGGUCGAUGGUGACGUUUUGGCAAGCAGCUGAAAAUAUAGCGAGAAUCAGUGGACCCACUGUUACACUUUGCCAUGACGGAAUAACUGGAUGUGGUCUCUAUCUAGCAUUGAGUUUCUUGUUGGGACGAAUGGUUGUCGAAAAAGAAUGCGAUGUUUAUUUAGCGGUGCAAUCUGUCAAACGGUCAAGAAGAGAUUUUGUUUGUUCUCUGGAACAUCUGGAAUAUCUAUAUGAUGCUGUGGAGGCUGUGUUUUAGGAGUUUUUCGUAAGCUAUGCAAAAUUUUUUGUAAAGCAAAAAUAAUCAAGCUAUAUUCUUGCAUACACAUACAGCAAUGCUUCGACAUAACAUCAUGCACAAAUCAUGUGAAUAUUCAUAAUAAAAUCUUUCGCACUACGAAGAGGGUGAAACAAGGUUUGUCGAAGACUUUCUUCAAUAACUACAAAGAUGUAAUCGUACUACCGCGACAUCGAAGAUCAUAGUGCAGAAUCUGCCUGAGAAAAAAGUCCACCAU